Molecule: messenger RNA, 779 nt
Organism: Nanorana parkeri
Lineage: Eukaryota; Metazoa; Chordata; Amphibia; Anura; Dicroglossidae
Gene: GRAP2
Product: GRB2-related adaptor protein 2
Exons: 5
Coding region: 75-638 (187 amino acids)
Molecular function (GO): protein binding
Source: RefSeq, a predicted model, not a curated record
UUGGUACAGACGAUAACUGGUUUAAGGCAGAACUUAGGGGCGUCGAAGGAUUUGUUCCUAAGAACUAUGUGGAAAUGCAUAUUCCAAGGUGGUUUUGCGAGGACAUUUCACGUACUGAAGCUCAGAAUGUACUUAUGUGCAAGCAUGUUGGUUUUUUCAUCAUUCGAGCCAGCCAGACUUCCAAAGGAGAAUUUUCUAUCUCAGUGAGGCAUGAGGAAGAUGUGCAGCAUUUCAAAGUCAUGAGAGACAAGUUCGGCAAUUACAGCUUAUGGACUGAAAAAUUCAAGUCUAUCAACAAACUUGUUGAAUAUUACAAAGCCACAUCCAUUUCUCGACAGAAACAAAUCUUCCUUCAAGAAGAAGGGUCAUCACAACCACAGGUACAUCCUGCUGCUUGUGCCAGUAAAAAUCAAGGUAAAACUUCAUCUGAAUUAAUGAAGGUUUCGCCUCAAGCAAAAUGUACUCAGCUGGUGAAAGCACUCUAUGACUUCAAGGCCCUGGAGCCAGAUGAACUCAGCUUCUAUACCAAUGAUGUAAUCGAAGUGCUGGACAACUCUAAUUCUUACUGGUGGAUGGGAAAAUUAGGGGAGAGAAUUGGGCUCUUCCCAUCAAAUUAUGUAGCUGGCAUCAACCGAUGACAGCAAGUAUACAUCUAGGGACUGAAAUAUUCCUCCCAGCUUGGAUUGUUUAUUUCCUGAGAGUGUUCUUCAUAUUAAUAUCACAGAAAAAGAGCAACAUUUACCUUUCUUACAACACAAAACUAUUCAACAGCUGAUGGC